AUGUAUGCCAUCGCCUUAGCAAUAUUCGUGUUCACAUACUUCAUUGCAAAACCCAUCGUUGCAUAUUACUGUGACCCAAAAGGAUUAAGAAAAUACCCAAACUUUGCCUUUUUCUCUGGUAUCUCUGACCUCCCCUUCCUCUACGAGUCGCACAACGGGUUUCGCUCCAGAAAUCUUUUCGAGGCACAUAAGAAACACCCUGUUCUCCGAAUCGGUCCAAACUCUCUCUCGUAUGCGGAUCCACGAGCCAUUAAGGAUAUAUAUGGUCACGGCACGGCAUGUAUCAAGGAUCGAUUUUACUCUGAAACGGCGGGUACACACUCGCAUCUCGCAGAUGUCGUGGACAAAGCUGACCACGCUCACAAGAGAAAGGUUCUAUCUAGUGCUUAUGCAUUGAAGAAUCUCGAGGAGUGGGAGUUCAAGGUGGCCGAUGUUACUCGCAAACUUAUCGACGCGUUCGAUGCUCGAUGCACCUAUUCCUUGUCCCCGGGCACUGUACCAGAAACAAAGGAUCUAACUGUCGAUUUUCGCGACUGGACUGUGCUAUUUGCCGCCGCAGCCAUCGCGAAUAUUGGACUGAGCGAAGAUCUAGGGUUCUUGGACACAGGUUCUGACCAGGUCAAAUCGGAAAGUCGAGACGGAACCAUCAAGGAUGUCUCCUUCCGAAAAUGCCAUGCUGCUACUGCACGUGUGUCAUACCAACUAGUCUGGGCGUAUGACUGGUUCAAGACCUUGAAGCGAGUUAGUCAAGUCAUAUCGCCCAGGUAUCGCCAGAUGUGGAAGUUAGAUAGCGACUGGAGUGGCAUCGUCUAUAACCGUGCUACUACCCGUCUCAAGCGGUACAUGGCCGGAGAGAAACUUGAUGAUUUUUUCACUGCCAUGAUGGAAGAUAAAAACGGUGCGCCGCAUAAUCUGGAAUGGGGCGAGAUCCUUGCCGAGAUCAACAUCAUGAUAAACGCUGGCCACGAUACCACGGCGAUAUCACUCCGGAAUGUCCUCUUCUUCCUGUUGAAGAACCCGACGUGCAUGAACAGGCUGCGGGAGGAACUUGACGAAGUGCUUGAUAAAGAUGAAAUUGUCGCAUCCUAUGGAAAGAUCAAGCAUUUGCCAUACUUGCGUGCCUGCAUCGAUGAAAGCCUCCGGAUGAUGCCACCCGUGAUAUUUGGUCUUCCCCGUCGAACGCCCUUGGAGGGUGCACCAAUACUUGACGAUUUUGUCGCUGGUGAUACUUCGGUUAGUAUGUCUGCGUAUGUGGUUCAUCACCAAGAAUCAAUUUUCAAGGGCCACGAUAAGUAUAAGCCUGAGCGCUGGCUGGGUGAGGAUGGGAAGGCCUUGCAGCCGUUUUUCGUCCCGUUUAGUACGGGCGCUCGGGGAUGUAUUGGUCGGAAUAUUAGCUAUCUUGAGCAGACUGUUUUGAUUGCUUCGCUGGUGCAUCGAUAUGAGUUUGCACUGCCAUCGCCUGACUGGGAUCCUGCGAUUCGUGAGACGACGAACUUGAGUCCCGGUCCGAUGCCACUCAAGAUAUGGAAACGGGAGAUGGUUCGAGACGAGGAAUAA
This is a messenger RNA of Penicillium daleae, 1557 nucleotides long. RefSeq names its product cytochrome P450. NCBI's taxonomy places the organism in Eukaryota, Fungi, Ascomycota, Eurotiomycetes, Eurotiales, Aspergillaceae. The transcript has a single exon. Gene Ontology annotation, molecular function: monooxygenase activity; oxidoreductase activity, acting on paired donors, with incorporation or reduction of molecular oxygen; heme binding. Bases 1 to 1557 code for a protein of 518 amino acids. The record is from RefSeq and is a predicted model, not a curated record.